AUGCCAAAAGUAAACCAUUUGCCCUACAAACAGCCAGCAGCGGGUUGUCCUCAGCCAAAAGUCCCCACUUUUGGUGGCCUGUGGUGUCAGGCUAUUGGUGGACGGAGCAGCUCAUUUGCAUACAGCCCAGUUUAUAGUCUGCUCGCAAGUGUGAAGCCUCCAGUCAUUCACAAGCUGAGGUCUGCGCGGGUCAUUUGUGAUUUACAUGCUUCUCUCUUUUUUUUUUCUUCAACCCCCUCUUAUGACGAGAUGGCAACACUUGCUCGCUGCUGCUUUGUGCUGGCUUUAAUUAUUUACAAGGUCAGAUGCACCACGACAAGAUACUUCACCUAUGAGGAGGACGCACCUGGGACAGAAAUAGGCAACCUAUCCAGCGACUUGAAGAUCGACCCCGCCGAAGGCCAUGACACAUCCUUCCGCUUCAUGCAGGAAAACAACUUCUCCGUGGUGUACAUGCGGGAGGCCGACGGGCUCUUGAGCGUGGCCGAACUCAUCGACCGCGAGCUGCUGUGUCCUCGUACCCCGCGGUGCUACGUCACCUUCGAUGUGGUGGCGCUCUCCAAUGAAAAGUUUCAGCUCAUCCACGUUGAGAUUGAAGUGCGAGACAUCAAUGACCACGCCCCAACAUUUCCCCGCAACGAGAGCACCCUGGAAAUCUUGGAGAAUUUGCCCCUGGACUCUCGCUUCCCGCUGCCCGUCGCCGUGGACCCAGAUGUGGGCGACAACUACAUCCAGAGUUACAACAUUUCCCCCAGCAGCCACUUUGCCGUGGAGGUGCGUCAGCGGGAGGACGGUAUCAAGUCCGCCGAGCUGGUGCUGGUGAGGGAGCUGGAUCGGGAGAUGGAGGAUUCCUACCUGGUGGAGGUGACCGCCACCGACGGAGGCGAGCCCGCCAGGUCGGGCUCCACGACAGUUCGCAUCAAGGUGCUGGACUUCAACGACAACGGGCCCACUUUUGAGCACGGCUCGCUGAAGGUGGAGCUCAACGAAGACGCUCCGGUGGGCCACCGUGUAGUGCGGGUGCACGCCUUCGACCCCGACGAGGGCGUCAACGGCCAGGUGAUGUACGCCUUUGACGACAUCUCGGCAGAAGCCGCCCGCGUCUUCCACAUCGACCCGCACACGGGUGACGUGACGCUAAAGGCCCGCGUGGACUUUGAGAGGCGGCGAUCCUACGAGCUGCGUGUCAGGGCCUCCGACCUGGGAGCCGAUCCUUCGUCGUCCAGUUGCAAGGUCUCCGUCGAAGUGGUAGAUGUGAAUGACAACGCACCAGAGAUCAACAUCAAGCCCAUGACCGCCAGCGCGGAUGACGUGGCCUACAUUACGGAGGCUGCGGCGGCCGAGAGCUUCGUGGCCCUCAUCAGCACUUCAGACCUGGACUCUGGCUCCAACGGCUAUGUGCGAGUCAGCCUGCUGGGCCACGAACAGUUCACCUUACAACAAGCCUACGGGGAGACCUUCAUGAUCGUCACCACCUCCGUUCUGGACCGAGAGAGGAUCCCUGAGUAUAACCUGACUGUUGUCGCUGAAGACUUGGGCAGCCCCCCUUUCAAAACAGUGAGGCAGUACACCAUCAGGGUGACCGAUGAGAAUGACAAUGCACCCCUGUUCAGUAAGUCAACAUAUGAGGUCGCAGUUAUAGAGAACAACAUUCCGGGUUCUUACAUCACCACCGUAGUGGCCCGCGAUCCUGAUAUGGGCAAGAACGCGAAAGUCUCCUACAAGCUUCUGGACUCGGAGGUUCAAGGUGGGUCACUGGUUUCCACCUACGUGUCUGUAGAUUCCCAUACAGGCUCUCUGUACACAGUCAGGUCCUUCGACUAUGAAAGCAUCCAUGAAAUAGAGCUGAUCAUCCAAGCUGAAGACAAAGGGUCCCCCUCACUGUCAAGCACGUCAACAAUUAAAAUCCGCGUGGUGGACCAGAAUGACAACUACCCAUAUUUCACCUUCCCCGUGCUGUUUAACGACUCGGCCGAUAUCCCGCUGCCCUUGAACGCCCCUGCUUCAUAUUUAGCUCUGCGCCUCUCCGCCGAAGACACAGAUGACGGCGUGAAUGCAGAGCUGUCCUACCACAUGUUGCAAGGUGACCGAGAUCUUUUCAUUGUGCACAAAGACACCGGUGAGAUCGCCCUCAAGCAAUGGCUGACGGCCCAAACCGGGGACAUCCUGGAACUGGUCGUGGCCGUUAGCGACCGCGGCCGCUCGCCUCUCUCCAGUAGCGCCACCGUGCGCUUCGUGGUUACCGACGCAGAGCCCGUCGGGGACCGGGAUGUGGUGGUUUUGCGUUCAAGUGACGAGGAAGGCCUCGUGGAGGGCUUAGAUGGCUCGCUGGUGGUCAUCAUCCUGCUCAGUGGCGGGUGCGCUUUGCUACUGGUGGCCAUCGUGGCCGUGGUGGUCACGUGCAAAGCAGGACGUGGCGGUGCAGGUCCCCCUAAAAGGGAGGCCCGCCUCAACUUGUUUGACAGUCGGCCCCCUCUCGGGUCCACGCAUGGGAACAUAUACUCCGGCCAGAGAGGCUUCUUCCUGGAGCGGACCUCAUCAAGCUUGGAUGACUCCAGCUUAUAUGAGGAGAGGAGCAAUGACUCAGAAUCAAAGGUCUUCCUGCCUUCAAAGCACUUCCAAGCACCAUCCAAAUGGCAAGCCGACAAGUAUUGCUUGCAAGUGAGCACGGGCAACACCGACCAGCUGAGCGUGAAGGACAGCGGCAAAGGGGACAGCGACUUCAAUGACUCCGACUCGGACAUCAGCGGAGACGCUGGCAAGAGGAGCUUUAGCACCUUUCACCCAAGAAUGAAAAGUUCAUCUAGCAUUGCUAACAGCUUAGCGGGGGAUUGCCAAGGCACCUACUGUGCGAUACCGCCACAGUGCUUCAAGAACCCCAGAGACUUGGCGUACGCUACCGGCUUCUCCCCGGCGACUCUCUUCAAUGAUCUGCAUGGCUUCGCCCACACUUGGAAGGAGCUAGGCUACGCUACCAAUCCCAAGAAAACACGAAAUGACGGCAUGCAAACCUACACCGGUAGAACAGGAACCCUUCCGCCUUACCUGUCCCAGGUGCAGAAUGAGCCCAAGGUCCACAAGCUGAGCCCAAAUAUUGUAACGGUAGCGACGGAAUCAGAAGUGGCGACUAUGUUUUGAGUUUUAACCACAUGUAAACUGUACAUACUUGUAAAAAAAGUGCUCUGCGUUGAUUAGCCUUCGCUCAUGUAUGUCAAUUUGUAUAUUUUUAGUGCUGCUUUCCCAAUAAAUGUGUGAUUGUAAAAACUCUUCAAGCUUCAUUCACAUACACAUACAGCUCGUUCUUCCCAGAGUGUUUCAUUCGAAUCAAUAUAAAUAUUUCAUGACGUGCUUGAAUACGUUACAAACAAAGUAGAUACAGCAACAUGCCGAGACAAUUUCCUGUGAAUCUUUCCUCCAAAGACCGAAAGACAAAAGUAAAUAUAUAUAUUUUUAAAAUAGGUAUGAGACAUGAAUACAUUUCCAUACAGGAAAAACACUUUAAAUGAUGUAAAAUCCUCUACGUGCCUACCAUUGUUUUGAAAACACAUUUCAAUGUGUGUCCACUUCAGCACAGCUGGAGUCAUGCUAUUUAUCACCAAAUAGCUUUGGUGAUAAGUUCCUUGAGAUGAUUUAUGUAUUCUAUCUUUUCGUGAUACACUAUCACCUUCAAAGGCCUCAGAAGAUAAAAAUCAAGUGGGCUGAAAUGGGCCACUCCACAAGACCGCACCGACAAAUUCAAGCAUCUGGCAACUGCUGAUCUUAGCAAUGGCGCAUGUAAAUACCAUAAAGGGAGGGAACUCGAUUUUUUUUUUGGGGGGGGGGGAUUGGGAAUUUAGCAUCCUCAUUAGAACGGCUGGAAAAAAAUUCUUCUUUUUGGCCACCUUUGUUGGACUCGUCCAAUCAGGAUUAACACUUCUGAAAUGUGAUUGGCUUCAAAACAAUGCCCGUCAUUCAUAUUUAUGAAAUCUCUACACUUUUUGCAUGCAUGGACAUUUAUGGAGCACCUUGGAUGAAAUAGUGAGUACAUAAAAAACAAACAAAAAAAAAAAAAAACUAUCCACUAAUUCCCAGAUAAUCUCCCAAUGUUGUCAAAUCACCAAUAUGUGUCCCAAAUAGAAAAUGUCGUUCUUCCUGAAGGAUUUGUGCAGCUAACACAUAUUUUUUUGUGUUAUUUUUCCAGAUAAAAAAACAAAACACUUUAUUUGAUGGUGUGCUGUAACAUUUCUGUCUGUAAAAUAUGUGCCUUGAUCUCAAGAAAAGUUGGGAAAUGGUUUGUUAAAAGAAUGGUUUGUUUGAUUCUUCUGUUUUUUUGGGGGGUGUGGGGGGCGUUUUGCUACGCUACUACAGUAGGUAGCGCACAGGCGCACAACACACCGUAGAGGGAACAUUACACACUACUAACGUUUAGGUGACAAGAGUUUCAUAGAACAUACUGCAGCUAUAAGAUCACUCUAAGAGGAGGUUUCACCUAUCUUUGAUGCAAGGACAUUUGUAGUUAUUUUAUUGUAUUUUUUGAAUCACUUUUCCUCAUAGCCAGUGGCUUUGAAACACAUGAAUGUAAUGUCUAUCAAGGAGCUUGCUUUCAAGGACCAGCGA
Molecule: messenger RNA, 4596 nt
Organism: Hippocampus zosterae (dwarf seahorse)
Lineage: Eukaryota; Metazoa; Chordata; Actinopteri; Syngnathiformes; Syngnathidae
Gene: pcdh8.1
Product: protocadherin 8
Biological process (GO): homophilic cell-cell adhesion
Cellular component (GO): plasma membrane
Molecular function (GO): calcium ion binding
Source: RefSeq, a predicted model, not a curated record